UCACUUCUCCUGCUGAUGCUUGUUAUGAGUUUCAUACUGCUACACCUGACAUUACUUCCCCUCCAUCACCUGAUUCUCAUGGUGAUAUAAGUAUUUUAUCAGCUCAAGGGCAACAAGUUCAACCUUCGUCCCUCCACGAAAGUGUUAGCCCUCAUGUAAUUGAAAAGGAUGUAAAACCUCAUACGAUAACUUUUAGUACUUCGGCUAAUCCCAAACCCCAAAUUACAGGAAUGGAGUUGAAUAUUGAAAAAACUGAAUUUCCUUCACUGCAGGGUUUAGAAAGUUGUGAUAAUGGUACCAAGUCUUUCAAUAAAUCUCAGUGCCUGCCUUCUGAAACAAAUGUCAAAAGUAUGGAUGUAGUAGAUAGUUCUAAACCUUCAUUAGAACAUGUUUCCGAGCUUGAAGUUGAUGUCAGCAAAGCACCCCAGUCUGAUGGAACAUCUGCUGCAAGCAGCAAAUCUGAAGGGAGCAAAGAAACUUUGACAUUAAUUUCAUCAGAAUCUUGUCAAAUAUCUAUUACCAAAACUGAAGAAGAAAGUGAUUCCGAAUCUGAAGAAAAUUCUGUUAUAGAGAGAGAUCCCUCACUGCUGGACUCUGAUUCAACAGGUUACGGAGACCAGAAGUCUGACACUGAUAGCUCGUAUGUUGAAGAAGAAGAAGUGUCAAUUUCUGAUUCAGACGAAUCAAUUCCUUUUGGAAACUCUGAUAAUAAAGAAACAGAAAAGAAGAAAUCUUUUGAUGAAGAAUUAAUUUCGAAACAAACUGCUGCUGAAACUUCAUAUAUUGAAAGUCAAGAAAGGAUGCCUACAUUUUAUACUGAUGCUUUGGAUUCUCGACAAAAUCAUGAAGCAUCCAGUACAAGUGCAGACAGCAAGAAAGAGUGCCAAAAAAGUGAAGUUAUUGCGAAAUCUAAGGUUGGUUCACUGUCGAGUAGUGACUCAACUUCAGAUUCAGCAGCAAGUAUCAUAGAAACUGUACCUCAGAAAUUGAAAUCUGAACUGUCAUCAGUGUCUCAAAAAUCUACAACGUCAAAUGUAGUAGAAACUUCAAGUGCAGUGAAGUUGUUAUCGUCAGUUGAGGAAGAUGAUCCAAAUUUUCAGGAAGGCCCUCAAACUGUUGAAGACAGUUCUUCAGAUAGGGAUGAAUAUAUGUAUACAUCCGAUAUUGAAGCUAAAGUCAUCCAAGAAAAAAUUGAAUCUCUCAUUUCAGAAGUAGCUGAAGAAAUGAGAAAAGGUCAAUGCUCAUUUGAUGAAACAAUAAAGGAAUAUCAUACAGAAACUCUUAAGGCAUUGGAAGCUGUUGAGGGUGAUAAUCAUUCCUCAGGAGAUAUGCCUGAUGAGAGUUUGGAACAGUACUAUUCUUUAGAUGAAACUCACAGUGUUGACAGUAAUGAGACACUUGAAUUUGCUGAAGAAAGUGCUGAAAUGAAAGAUACAGAAAUGGUUGUGACAGCUGACAUGACAGCAUCUGAUGAUGUGAUGAAAAAGGUUGUGGAUGACUCUAAAAAGAGCUUCGAAGAAGAAAGUUUGAAAAAAAGUGUAAUAUCCCCUAAGAUGGAUAUUGGUAGCUUGUCAGAGUUGGAAGCAGUUCCUUCUAAAGUUGAAAAGUCUAUUUUGGAAGCUAAAGUGGUUUCAAUAGAAGGAAAUCCAACAGAGACAGAAGAGGCCCACAGAAAAAGUAUGGAAACAUGUCCAACUGACAAAGCUCAUAUACAAGAGGUAAGUGUGAAAGACCAAAGCAAGGAAGCAUCAGAAACAAGCAAGGAGGUUGAAUGUUUGAGGGAAAUAAAAACGAAACCAAAGGAGAGCGAUACCCAUUUGGAAGAAGACUCACAAGAUAUUACUGGUAUACCUUCUGGUACUUAUCUUGGGAAAAGACUAAGCCUUGUAGAGUUUAUGGCAGAAAGUCCCCGCGAAAUGAUGGAAAUUGCUAGAAGAGGAAGUAUCAUUGACACAAAGUCAGUUUUUUCUGAGGUUACCCAAAUGAAGCCGAUAGAAUCCUCUCCCAUAGUAGUUAAAGAGCAAACAGCAAUUUCAGAGCCUGCACCCACAUUAAUAAAAAUGGAUGUAAAAUAUACAGACACUGUUCCUCCUCUAGCAAAAGAGGAAAUAUUCGUUGAAAAGACUGCACCUUGUGAGGUUGAAGAAAUAAAAGCAGUAGAGACUGAAGAAAUUGUGGUUAAAAGUGUACAACCUACAGAAUCAGUUUCUCUUUUUGAAAAAAUAGAACAUCCUGAAACAACUGCAUAUCCUCUAAUUAAAGAAGAGAAGGCUAUUAAAAUGAUCCCAUGUACUCCACCGGAAUCCACUGUACAUGAAGUAAAACUAAAAGAGACUGCACCUUCUGGGAUUAAAGAAGAAAAAGCUAUUAAAACAAUCCCUUGUACUCCGCCUGAACCCAUAAAACAAGAAGUAAAGCCAUUAGAAACUGCAUCCGCAAUGAUCAAACAAGAGCUAAAAGAAGAUGUUGAGGCUGCACCUUUAGUUAAAAAAGAAGAAACUCCAGCAGAAACUACAUCCACAGUGAUAAAAGAAGAAGUAAAACCAGCAGAUACUGCACCAACAGUGAUAAAAGAAGAGGUGAAACAAGUUGAAACAACUCCUACAAUGGUUAAAGAGGAGGUAAAACCAGCUGAGACUGUACUUACAGAGGUUAAAGAGGAGAUAAACCAUUUAAAAGAAACAACUUUCGACUCACAAGAUAUUGCCAGUGUUCCUCCUGAUACUUUUCUGGAAAAAAGACUAAGUCUGGUAGAAUUUAUAUCAGAAAAUCCAUUAGAAGUUAUGGAUUUAACCAGAAGUGGAAGCAUUAUCAAAACAACUGAACCAGACAAAACUGAUGAUAAUCCUGGUGAUGGUGAAAAAUCACACAUUAAAAAUGGUAUAAAUCCCACAAAAACUGAAUCUGCUGAAGUCAAAGAAGAGACUUUGUGUGUCAGUACUGAACCCGGUGAAACAAAACCCCCCUCUGUUACAGAUAAAGAUGAAGCAAAAUUAAAAGAAUCUGCCAAAGAUGAUGAGCCAGAAAUAUUUAAAAGUGCUGUUUCUAUAACUGAAGAAAGUAUAAAACCAACUCAACCUGUUCCUGCAAACAUUGAAGAGGAAAUGAAAGCAGCAGAAAUUGCAUCUGCAGAGGUUAAAGAGAAAGUAAAGCCAGUAGAAACUGCGUCUACAGGUGCAGAAGUAGAGGUAAAACCGACAGAAGCUGUAAUUAUGGAGAAAGAAUUAGACAAGAUAACUCCAGAUAUAAAAGAACUAAAACCUACAAAGAUGGCGCCUAUAGAGUUUCCAGAAGAAACGUUGAUUGAUAUUGCAGAUGAUGAGCUAAAACCUGCCAAGAUUGCCCCCAUGGAAAUUUCACUUGCAAAGGUUGAAGAAGUAAAACCAACGGAAACUGCAUUUACAGAGAUCAAAGAAGUGACGCCUGCAGGAAUGGUAACCACAGAAGAAAUACCAGCAGAAAAUGUAGCCACAGUGAUAAAAGAAGAAAUAACAGCUUCAAAGUUUGAAGCAGUGACGAUGCCUGUAGAGACAGCAUCUGAAGAAAGUGUGAAACUAAUAGAGACAGGACCGUUAACUGCAGAAGUGGAAGUAAAAUCUGCAGAAAUUUUAAAGACCUUGGCUAAAGAUGAUGUUGCAAGUGAAGAAGCUGUGCCUACAAAAGUUAAAGAGGAAACAGCUCAAGAACCAGCAUGUGUAGAAGUCAAAGAUGUUGACAUUAUUGCAUUUCAAGAGAAAGAUGAAAUACAACCAGCAGAUACCAAACCUCCUGUGAUCAAAGAAAUGAAACCUGCAGAUACUCUAGUCAAAGAGGAAUUAGAGUUUGUAGAGGCUCUGCAAACAACAAAACCUUUAGAAACCCUCCCCGUGGAAGCCACUGUGGAAGUAAAACUGUCCAAAACUACUCCCAUGGAAGAGCCAGAUCAAAUGAAAGUUUUAGAAGGGGCAACUGUUGAAAUGAAGCCUCCAGAUUCUAGUAUUAUUCAUGUUGAACCUGCCAGCGUGACAUUGAGUGAAGGUGUGAAACCGACCGAUGUUGCCGCUAUAAAAGAAGAUAGCCCUGAAGAGGUUAUGUCUAGCAAAGCAAAAGAAGAAAAAAGUGGAUCUGAAAUGAUGGAUGAUUCAGAUGACAAGAGUGCACUCUUGGUCACUGCACCUGAAGAACAAAGCAAAGUGGCACAUGCAGAGGUUAUUAUUGAAAAGAAAACAAUUGUGGAAGUUCAAACCAAAGCAACUACUGAAGAUCCUUUGAAGGGUGCUGAAGAAAUAGCUCUCGAUAAAGAAAUAUCUCAAAGUGUUACUAAAGAGCAGACAGAUGUAUUGGAUGCACCGUGUGAAGUUGCAGAGAAAGUAAGACCUGGUACUAGUGAGGAAUCAUUACCUGUUCAAGAGAAUGUUAUGCAUGAAUCUAUCACAACUGAAUUUGCUAACAAGAUAGAUUUAGAAAAAUCUGAGUUAGAAGAUUUUAUCCAAAUGGGUCAACCUGAAAAAUCACCAAGUUCUAGUUUAGCAUUUGUUAAAGAACCUGAUUCUCAUAGUUUAAGUGAUCAAAUUGAAUCAUCUAUUAGCUAUCAUAGUAAAGACAUUGAGAAGGAAGCUAUAAUUACUGAAGUACAGGAUGAGCAUAAAUCAAGUAGUAUUGACUUAGUUACCGAUGCUAAUUUAAAUGCCUUAGAGGCACCGAGUUUUGAAACUGUAGUUGAAAAGCCAGCUGAUAAUCUUUCAAAAGCUGAUCUAAAAGAAUCUGAGGCAUCAAAAGAUGCCUCCAAGACUGAUGAAGUCGCAAAGAGGAUAGCUGAGGCUACAGUCUGUGAGGUUGUGGAGAAAGUACACCCAUCUGACUCCGCAACAACUAAGAUUGUAGAGAAAGUAAAUCUGAGCAGUGCUGCAACAGCUGAGCUUGUAGAGGAAGGAGGAAAAGCUGACACUACAACCUCUGAUGUUGCAGAAGUAAUCCAAUCAGUUGUGACUGCCGAAAGUAAGUCUGAUGGUAGAGAGGAGAAAUAUGAGGACAAGGACAUGAAACAACCGUCGAAACAUACAGCUGAGACAGUGUCUUCUGAGCAAGAACUGGAGUCUACUAAAAAUGUGAGUGGAAUUUCACUGCAAGAUGUUAAACCGUCUGAGACUGCAACAUUUGCUGUUGCAAAAGAUCUAAUAAUGCCUGACAAUUUAACCGAUGAUGUCAAACCAUCAACCGAAACUGCACCCACAACUGAUUGUGUAAAGAAGGAUGAUGAUGCAGUCGAUGCAUUUGUUGCACCAGUAGCAUCCAUUCAACAUGAACCAAUAGCAAGACAGUCAAUGGAAGAAAGUCAGAUUGACAAAACAACUAUGGUGGAAAAAUCAGAUGCAGAAAAGCUAGAAGUUGAUCUUCCAGGAAGUUCAUUACAAGAGUUUGGCCAGGAAUAUGAUGAGAAAGGUGAUGAAGUAGAAUUAAGCAAAGAUACUCAUGCAAAAGUAAAGGAUAUGAAUGUAGUUGAUAUCAGUAAAGAAGGUGAAGACGUAGUAGACUUAUUAGAUUCAGGGGCUUCAUCUGAAGGGGUUAGUAAUAUAGAAGGUACAGAUGUAGCAACUGCAAAAAUUGAAGCUAAAAUAGUUGAAGAAGAAAGAAAACUAUUAACAGAGAUUAAGCCAGAAGAAGUUCAGAAAGUUACAGUUGCAGAACCUGCAAUAGAACUGGUGCAAGAAGAGACAUCUGCUAAAAUUGUUCCUGGAGAUGUUGAAGUGAAAGAAUCACAGAGAGAAUAUGAAGAAAUGACUUGCGGAAAAGAAGAGGAGAUUAUGAAACCAGCCGAGAGUGCACCACCAUUGGCUAAAGAUAGUGUGAGAUCAGUAGAAACUGUAAUUUCAGCUACCACUGUAUCAAGUGAGGUUGAACAAGAGCAAUCUAAAGAAACUGAGUCAACAUCUAUUAAAGAAAAAUUAACAUCUACAGAGACUACAGACACCACAGUUGAUGAAGAAACAGUAAAACCUGCAGAGGUUAAAAAAGAGGAAAAACCAGCUGAGAUCAAAGCAGAAGAAACUUUGGUUGCAUUAGUUAAGGAAGAAGUAAAACCAACAGAAACUGCACCUUCACUGAUUAAAGAAGAAACAAAACCAGUUGAGACUGCACCGCCAGUGGCUAAACAAGAGGCAGAAACUGAAGGAAAGGAGAGUGAUAGCCAUUUGGAAGAAGAUUCACAAGAUAUUGCUAGCAUACCUUCAAGUACUUAUCUUAAGAAGAGACUAAGUCUGGUCGAGUUUAUGGCAGAAAGUCCAUUGGAUGUCGUGGAAAUAAGUAGAAGGGGAAGCUUCAUUCCAACAAAAGGGCCAGUGGUUUCUGAGGUUACACAAAUAAAGCAGAUAGAGACAAAAUCUGCAGAGCAAACAGCAAUUGCAGAGCCUGCACCUACAUUAAUUAAGGUGGAUAAAAUUGCUCCAGAAAUGACACCAGAAGUUAUUCAAGACAACAAGCAAACAACUCAAGAGGUUUCUGAAAAGGAACAUGCAGAAGAUCUAGAAAAGGAAACAGUGGAUGCUGUUGCAGAUUUUCAAAAAGAAUCUGUGGCGGCUCCCGAGGAGAAACCUGUGGGAGCUCUUGAAGAGAAACCUGUGGAAGCACCUGAGGUGAAACCAGAGGAGGCUCCUGAAGAGAAACCUGUGGAGGCUCCUGAGGCAAAACCUGUGGAGGCUCUUGAAGAGAAACCUGUGGAGGCUCCUGAUGAAAAACCUGUGGAGGCUCCUGAGGCAAAACCUGUGGAGGCUCUUGAAGAGAAACCUGUGGAGGCUCCUGAUGCAAAAUCUGUGGAUGCUCUUGAAGAGAAACCUGAGGAAAAACCUGUGGAGGCUCCUGAGGCAAAACCUGUGGAGGCUCUUGAAGAGAAACCUGUGGAGGCUCCUGAGGUAAAACCUGUGGAGGCUCCUGAAGAGAAACCUGUGGAGGCUCUUGAAGAGAAACCUGUGGAGGCUCCUGAGGCAAAACCUGUGGAGGCUCUUGAAGAGAAACCUGUGGAGGCUCCUGAGGCAAAACCUGUGGAGGCUCUUGAAGAGAAACCUGUGGAGGCUCCUGAAGAAAAACCUGUGGAGGCUCCUGAGGUGAAACCUGUGGAGGCUCCUGAGGUAAAACCUGUGGAGGUUCCUGAAGAGAAAUCUGCAGAAGCGCCUGAGGUGAAACCUGUGGAUGCUCUCGAAGAGAAAAUUGUGGAGGCUCCUGAGGUGAAACCUGUGGAGGCUCCUGAAGAGAAACCUGUGGAGGCUCCUGAGGUGAAACCUGUGGAGGCUCUUGAAGAGAAACCUGUGGAGGCUCCUGAGGCAAAACCUGUGGAGGCUCUUGAAGAGAAACCUGUGGAGGCUCCUGAGGGGAAACCUGUGGAGGCUCUUGAAGAGAAACCUGUGGCGGCUCCUGAAGAGAAACCUGUGGAGGCUCCUGAGGUGAAACCUGUGGAGGCUCCUGAGGCAAAACCUGUGGAGGCACCUGAGGCGAAACCUGUGGAGGCUCUUGAAGAGAAACCUGUGGAGGCUCUUGAAGAGAAACCUGUGGAGGCUCCUGAAGAGAAACCUGUGGAGGCUCCUGAGGCGAAACCUGUAGAGGCUCCUGAGGAGAAACCUGUGGAGGCUCCUGAGGCAAAACCUGUGGAGGCUCUUGAAGAGAAACCUGUGGAGGUUCCUGAAGAGAAAUCUGUGGAGGCUCCUGAAGAGAAAUCUGUGGAGGCUCUUGAAGAGAAACCCGAGGAGAAACCUGUGGAGGCUCCUGAGGAGAAACCUGCUGAGGCUCCUGAGGCGAAACCUGUGGAGGCUCCUGAGGCGAAACCUGUCGAGGCUCCUGAGGAGAAACCUGUGGAGGCUCCUGAGGAGAAACCUGUGGAGGCUCCUGAAGAGAAACCUGUGGAGGCUCCUGAGGCAAAACCCGUGGAGGCUCUUGAAGAGAAACCUGUGGAGGCUCCUGAGGAGAAACCUGUGGAGGCUCCUGAGGAGAAACCUGUGGAAGCUCCUGAGGCGAAACCUGUCGAGGCUCCUGAGGAGAAACCUGUGGAGGCUCCUGAGGCAAAACCUGUCGAGGCUCCUGAGGGGAAACCUGUGGAGGCUCUUGAAGAGAAACCUGAGGAAAAACCUGUGGAGGUUCCUGAGGCAAAACCUAUAGAGGCUCCUGAGGAGAAACCUGUGGAGGCUCCUGAGGCGAAACUUGUGGAGGCUCCUGAGGCGAAACCUGUGGAGGCUCUUCAAGAGAAACCUGUGGAGGCUCCUGAGGAGAAACCUGUGGAGGCUCUUGAAGAGAAACCUGAGGAAAAACCUGUGGAGGCUCUUGAAGAGAAACCUGAGGAGAAACCUGUGGAGGCUCCUGAGGCAAAACCUGUGGAGGCUCUUGAAGAGAAACCUGUCGAGGCUCCUGAGGAGAAACCUGUGGAGGCUCUUGACGAGAAACCUGAGGAAAAACCUGUGGAGGCACCUGAAGAGAAACCUGUGGAGGCUCCUGAGGUGAAACCUGUGGAGGCUCCUGAGGCAAAACCUGUGGAGGUUCCUGAGGCAAAACCUAUAGAGGCUCCUGAGGAGAAACCUGUGGAGGCUCCUGAAGAGAAACCUUUGGAGGCUCCUGAAGAGAAACCUGUGGAGGCUCCUGAGGUGAAACCUGUGGAGGCUCUUGAAGAGAAACCUGUGGAGAAACCUGUGGAGGCUCCUGAGGUGAAACCUGUGGAGGCUCUUGAAGAGAAACCUGUGGAGAAACCUGUGGAGGCUCCUGAAGAGAAAUCUGUGGAGGCUCUUGAAGAGAAACCUGUGGAGGCUCCUGAGGCGAAACCUGUGGAGGCUCCUGAGGCGAAACCUGUGGAGGCUCUUGAAGAGAAACCUGUGGAGGCACCUGAGGUGAAACCUGUGGAGGCUCCCGAAGAGAAACUUGUGGAGGCUCCUGAGGCAAAACCUGUGGAGGCUCCUGAGGUGAAACCUGUGGAGGCUCCUGAGGCAAAACCUGUGGAGGCUCCUGAGGUGAAACCUGUGGAGGCUCCUGAAGAGAAACCUGUGGAGGCUCCUGAGGCGAAACCUGUGGAGGCUCCUGAGGUGAAACCUGUGGAGGCUCCUGAAGUAAAACCUGUGGAGGCUCUUGAAGAGAAAUCUGUGGAGGCUCCUGAGGCGAAACCUGUUGAAGCUCUUGAAGAGAAACCUGUGGAGGCUACUGAGGAAAAACCUGUGGAGGCUCCUGAAGAGAAACCUGUGGAGGCUCCUGAAGUGAAACCUGUGGAGGCUCCUGAAGUAAAACCUGUGGAGGCUCUUGAAGAGAAACCUGAGGAGAAACCUGUGGAGGCUCCUGAGGCGAAACCUGUGGAGGCUCCUGAGGUGAAACCUGUGGAGGUUCCUGAAGUAAAACCUGUGGAGGCUCUUGAAGAGAAAUCUGUAGAGGCUCCUGAGGCGAAACCUGUUGAAGCUCUUGAAGAGAAACCUGUGGAGGCUCCUGAGGAGAAACCUGUGGAGGCUCCUGAAGAGAAACCUGUGGAGGCUCCUGAAGAGAAACCUGUGGAGGCUCCUGAGGUGAAACCUGUGGAGGCUGCAGAGGCAAAACCUGUAGAGGUUCCUGAAGAGAAACCUGUGCUAUCUGCUGAGGAGACACUUGUGGAAGCUCGUGGAGAGAAACCUGUGGAGGUUCCUGAAGAGAAACCUAUAGAAGCACCUGAGGAAAAACCUGUGGAGUCUACUGAGAAAGUACCUGUGGAGGCUCCUGCAGAAAAACCUGUGGAAGCUGUUGAAAAGAUAUCUGUGGAGUCUACAGAGGAGAAAUCUGUGGAGGCUCCUGAGGUUGCAUUAUCGGGUGUUACUCUUACGGAUGGUAGGAAGUUAGUUGAAAAGGAAGAAAGUACAGGGACUGAAAUCUGUGGUGAAGCACAAGGCAAAGAUUCUGACCAGAUGGGUCUUUUAACAGCAAUUCUUGAUGAAGAAAAUCAGAAUGUACCAUCAGUAGAUAGCAUUAGUGACUCUGUUGUAUCAACUGUAUGUGAAAUUGGUGUUGCAAAGAAAGUUGAACCAGAGAUGCCAAAGGAAAGCCAAGCAACUGAAGUGUCUGAUAUAUCAGAAGUAGAUUCAUUGAAGUUCAAUGGUGAUCACUCAGAAGUGAAACUGUCUGACAGUGGUCUCGAUCAUUCUGGUGUUUCCACUGAAUUUCAAAAUGAAGUGGCAAAAUCAAAUCUUACUGCUGUUGAAUCUAAUAAAGACAUUGCUGACCAAAUUGGCGAUAUAUCACUUGGAACUGCUGUUAGUGCUAAAGAUGAGGUAGAAUCUGUGAUAAAACCUAUUUCUGUUGAAGAAACUCCUCAGAUUGAAUUGAAAAGUAAUAAGGUGUCCAAAGCUGAUUCUGAGAGCCAACCAAUUGAUACAGUCAAUGAAAAGCAAGCAUAUUCAGAUAUUGAACACUUGCAAAAACUAAAUGGUGAUUUGUUACCAAAAGAUCUUGAAGAGAUUGUCAAAGUAACUAAGACUGAAGAUGGCAAUACUGUCAACAAAGUUGAGCUGCUGGUUCAAAAGAAAGCUAAGAUUUUGACCUCUGAGCAAAUUAUCAAAGAUAACCAGAAAAUGACUAAAACCAAAGACACAAAACUGAAAAAGUCUAAAAAGAAAGAGUCUAAGAGUAAAAGUCGUGGAGAAAUAACUCCUGGAAAAGAAGGAGUUCGAUCUAAAUCCUCAAAAAGCAGUCCGGAGAAAGGUGUAAAAAAAGAGAAAAAGGCGUCAUCACUUGUCAGUACUCCAAAACAGAAAUCAACCUCUUCCUCUAAGCAAAGUUCAAGUUCAAUGAAGAAAUCAAAAGGAAGUAGUAGCCCUACAAAAUCCAAGUCUAGUUCUUCGAAAAGCAAGGGCACAAGUAGUACUGAAAAAGUAAAACCAGUACUUAGGUCUGUCUCUUCACCCCCCAAAGCAAGCAGUAGCCCUAUAAAAACAGAUAGUAUUGAUUCUUCAAAAGUAUCUGAUUCAUCCCUGAAGAAAGAAAACAAUACUUUGCCUGCUGAGAAACCACGAGGAAGAUCAACAAGUAGGAGCGUCAUACUGAAGAGAACUACCAAAACUGAAAAAUUAAGACUGGCAAUGAUAAAAAACACUUUGGAAGCUAGUCAGAACCAAGUUGGUCCAGCAUAUUCACAUUCUCCAAGUGCCCGCCGAAUACGCAGCUGCAGUCCCCAAAAAACCUCUCGAGUGACAUCACCUGAUAAAAGGACAGGAUCACCUUUGAAGACAAAGUCAACCACUGCCCGUUCAAGAAAAGAUCAAUUGUAUGAUCAGAUGGAGUAUGAUGAAAAUGAAAGGCUCUCACCACUGUCACCAAAUGCUAGAAAGAGAUAUGGGAUCAAUGCUAGAAAUGAAACUUAUCGCCCAGGAGGAGGGAAUGUUCGGAUUUUCAGUGAAAAGAUGGAUUUCAAAAACGUUUCGUCAAGAAUUGACUCACGCAGUAAAUCCCCUCGGAAAUCCCCUCCUUCAUCAACUCAGAGUCCGGCACGGCAAAUAGCAGGAGCAGAACAUUCCUCACCGUCACCAAGCUCUCGAAAUGUUCGUUCUAAAAUUGGAUCUUUGGACAAUGCUAGGCAUACACCUGGUGGGGGAAAUUCAAAGACAUCAGGGAAGACUGGCAGAUCUAAGGAUAGUCCAAGGAAGAAAAAAUCAAAGGUCAAAAUCAUCAACAAGAAGGAGAAAUACGAUGCAGUACAAAGUAGGGUUGGUUCAAAGGAUAACAUCACUCACAGACCAGGUGGUGGAAAUAUAAGAAUUGAAAACAAACGAUUGUCUUAUCUGGAAAGUGCUAAACCAAAGGUGGGCUCCUUGGAUAAAGUUGACCAUAAACCUGGUGGUGGAGAUAAAAAGAUCUUAGAUGAUAAACUGGAAUGGACUGUUCAACCUAAAGUGGGUUCGAAGAUCAAUAUUACCCACAAACCUGGUGGUGGAGAUAAAAAGGUAUUGGAUGAGAAAGUAGAGUGGAAUGUUCAGCCAAAAGUUGGCUCCAAGGAUAAUAUUACUCACAAACCAGGUGGUGGGGAUAAGAAGGUAAUGGAUGAGAAAGUAGAGUGGAUUGCUCAGCCAAAAGUUGGCUCCAAGGAUAAUAUUACUCACAAACCAGGUGGUGGGGAUAAGAAGAUUGAAGACCAGAAAUUAGAAUGGAAAGCUGGAUCCAAAGUAGGAUCUAAAGACAACCUGAAACAUGUACCUGGCGGUGGAGAAAUUAAGAUUCCAUCGCAAAACGUUCUUGGAAAGGAAGUUGACUCAAACGUUGGUUGUAUUAGUGACGAAGACCACCAAGCUGUUGGUGGUAUUGCAUCAUCUCCUCCUCCUCCUUCUUCUUCACUACCACAGGUUGAAAGCCAGGUACUAAAAUUCAAAGAAAAUGCAGAACCUCGAACAAACACUGGUAUUAACAAGUCGUAGCCGUAAAUGCAACUUUUAUUCCAGUUUUUUUUUCUUAAUUUUUCCCCCCCAGAGUUGGCUCAGUCUGUCUUCUCUGUAUUUCAGACUGUUAAAAAUAGCUCAUCCAACCCAACAAAUAUACAUACAUAUAUACAUAUAUAUACAUACAUAUAUCUAUAGAUAUAUAUAGAUAUAUAGAUAUAUAU
This is a messenger RNA of Octopus sinensis (East Asian common octopus), 12559 nucleotides long. RefSeq names its product titin-like. The record is from RefSeq and is a predicted model, not a curated record. The coding region runs from base 231 to 12374 and encodes 4047 amino acids. NCBI's taxonomy places the organism in Eukaryota, Metazoa, Mollusca, Cephalopoda, Octopoda, Octopodidae. The transcript has 39 exons. Gene Ontology annotation, molecular function: tubulin binding.